AUGACAUCAACACGACAAGAAAUGUAUACACGAGCACAACCGAUCGAUGCAACGGUAGAAACAACAACAACCAAAAUAGAUAAUGGUCAUUUAAUGAAUCGAGAGUAUUAUUUUGGUCGAGGUCGUUUGAAUAAAAAUUAUUGCUGCCAAAUGGCUGGUAUCCUACGAACUCUUGAAAUUAUAGUAGGCUUACUGAUAAUAUCAUCAAUUGUAUCAGUAUAUGGUCCAGGACCAUUUAAAGGAAUUCUUUUUGGUCAAACAUUUUUACUUAUCUUUGCUGGUAUUGCUGUCUGUUUCUCAUUUAUCUUUCUUAUCGUUUUCCUUUUCGAAUUACACGAAACUCAUCUCGAUUUUUGGCCAUGGAAAAUCUCUGAUUUUAUGUUUUCAAUGACCGCAUCUACGUCGUACAUUAUUUUGGGUUUCAUCGAAGCAUAUUAUUCAACAGGUGCUUGGGCGAAUAAUUGUAAUGAUAUCGGCGCAGAUGGUAUCAUUCAUCAUCAUUGUCGAACAAUUUAUGAAUGGGUCUUCGCAUCGCUCCUCUCAUUUUUUAAUGGAUUUUUAUAUGGAAUAAGUGCAUUUUUGGCUCAUCGUAAUCAGUAUAGUUAA
Molecule: messenger RNA, 606 nt
Organism: Cercopithifilaria johnstoni
Lineage: Eukaryota; Metazoa; Nematoda; Chromadorea; Rhabditida; Onchocercidae
Source: the annotation of a GenBank genome assembly